Hibiscus syriacus is the source of this 1131-nucleotide messenger RNA. Its product is annotated as protein TIFY 9-like. The record is from RefSeq and is a predicted model, not a curated record. The coding region runs from base 108 to 689 and encodes 193 amino acids. The transcript is spliced from 6 exons. Gene Ontology annotation, cellular component: nucleus. NCBI's taxonomy places the organism in Eukaryota, Viridiplantae, Streptophyta, Magnoliopsida, Malvales, Malvaceae. Gene Ontology annotation, biological process: response to wounding; regulation of jasmonic acid mediated signaling pathway; regulation of defense response.
UCAUCUUCCAUCCUUUUAUAUAGGUUUUCUUCACGACACUCAUCCAAGAAACAGAAAAGAAAAGAAAAGAAAAGAAAAUUUUGUCUUCUCAUUUCAAGUAAAACAAUAUGUCGAGGGCUGGCGUUGAGUUUGAUUUCUUCGGCAUGGAGAAAGAGAAUUCUUCCAAAUCUCAGUUUCAGAAAUUCCUCGAUCGCCGUCGAAGUUUCCGGGGUCUUCAAGGCGCCAUUUCGAAGAUGAAUCCGGAGAUGAUCAAAUCAGUGAUUUCCUCUGGUUUGACAAACCCACCGAGUCAGGAUCAGAUUGAGUCGAACAAAUCUGCUUCGGUCCCUUCGAGUCCCAAGGAAACCCAGUCUCUUUUUCCAGCUUUACCUCUUCUUACCUCCGCCGCCAGGGCUGCGCCUGAGAAUGGUCCUGGAACAGCUCCCUUGACCAUUUUCUACAAUGGAACGGUCUCCGUUUUCAAUCUACCUCGUGAUAAGGCGGAGAGCAUCUUAAAACUCGCUGUUGAAGGAGUCUCAGAGACAGUUGAAUCAAUAGACUCAGAAGUGGCAACUCCUUCAAGCGAUCAACAACAACAGCUUCUUGAAACUCUUGACGAAGAUUUACCAAUUGCCCGGAGGAAGUCUUUGCAGCGGUUUCUGGAAAAGCGCAAGGAGAGAUUGACUUGUGCAUCCCCAUAUGGUUGUUAGUCCUUAAAAACCGUGUUUGGAGUCGAUGGAGCCAUUUCUAUUGGCCCAUAUUGCCUACUAUCGAAUGUAAAAUACAGGUCAUAUGUAUAAUAUACGUAUCUGAAGUUGAGAGGAGAACGUUUUUGGCGAUGGGGGAGUGAUAUGACAUUUUGUAUCCGAUGCCUGUGCUUUCCCACCACUUUCCUUUUGCUUUUCUCGACGGUGGGUGCCGUUCUUUUCAAUUUUUUAAUUUCAAGUCACCUGUUGUACUGACUUUUCUUUGGAAAAACGUUGCCCUUCUUAAUUUCUUUUGUACUCGUUUAAAUUAUGGCUUUUGGCCCGCUUCUCGGAUGUUUCGUUCGUCGUCCUCACUCGUGAAAUAAACGCCACGGUUGGUGCAGCGAAACCGACACGUGUUUAAAAAAUAUGCUUGACGAAUUGAACCGUUCAAAACAGACAGGGU